ACGCGUACACGAGCCCAUUAUGACCUGAACUUCAGUACCACGAAGAUAGACACCGACUGUAUAGUCGACUACCCCUCUCACACUGGAUUUUUAUGAUUUUCUGUGAGAGAGCCUAGCAUUCUUCAUACAUCAGGUGAGACAUAUGUUCAUCCAUAUUUAUCAGCAAUAUAAACAUAAAACGCACCGCAAACAAGCGAUUGGCGAUUUUUAUCACAGGAACGUGCUAUAUUUAUCACAUGCGACAAAACUUUCUUCUCUGAAGGAGCUGUCGCAGGUGCCUGUCGGUCAUCGCCGGGAUUCGCGAUAAACUUCAAAUACGUUCUAUACCGCCCUCGCACAGGACACUGUGGAUUGCGCAGCCACCUGGAGAAAAUCGGGUGGCAAACUCUUCACAGUGCCCAUGUGGACACGACAAAACCGCCAAGCGAUCAUCCUGUUUUAGGCCCAUCGGAGGAGCAAAAUGUCGAAGUAUCAAACUCUGAAUCAACCGCUUGACUAAUGUACGGAAGUCCGUGGUGGUGUUUCAGCAGGGGCGAAUGUUGCGUAUGACGUAUCCGUGUCUAUUUUACGUCACAAAUUACGUUAAUACAUCACACGUAAAAUUGAUACGAACGCGUCAUACGGAAGAGCGUCUUUGACUUGCUGAAACUCGCUACCCGCCUCGUCUGCUCUUAUCUUUGGUUUUCACAGGUGCAGCCCCUGCUGUGUCAGUCACGAUCAAACCAACACCACACAUUUUAUUCGCAACUUUUUUUCGACAAUUUUCAUCUCGUGACGUAAACAAGAGGUGUAAUUCUCUGAAAAUGUUCGUCUUCUAUGAACCACACAUGUAUAUUUACUCUCGUCACGUUUGGAUGAUCCAACAAGGCACAUGCCCCAAGCCUUCUUACGAAUGAAACAUCAAUGCUGCAUCAUUAAAUGAGCAGACGAAACAAACAAGACUGAGGGUUUGGGAAUCGGCCAGUGACCUUGUCCAAUAGAGGGCACUGAAUCUUAUUCCUCGAGACUUCGAUUGCUCUUAAACCAAUCAGAACUGAGAGAUUCGUUUGCAACUUAGUCCCGAAAGAUCGGGAAAUUCGCUUUCGACACAGAAACAUUGAGCAGACGACACCAGCACCACAGAGACGUUUUCGAAGCAGAGGACUUAUAUUUUGUAGUUUGCAGUAUUCCUGCAAUCUCAUUUUUGGGAAUCUUCCAGUGACCUUGUCCAAUAAAGGGCACUGAAUCAGAUUCUUCGAGACUGUGAUUGCCAUUGAACCAAUCAAAGAGGUUCGCUUGAAAAUCUCAAUCAGCAAUUACAACAGCGAAAGAUCGCCCGUGAAGGAAAUUGAUAAGCUUGAGCCACUUCCGACUUUCUCGUUUUAGGGGAGUGGCAAAUUGACAUACAGCCACUGUGUACGAAAAUAAUGGCGUCACAAGGUGAUGCCGUGACGGGCCUACCCUUGCCGGGUCCCUGGCCAACGCGGUGUUUCUAUUCCCGGUAUCUCCAAGACAUGGCCCAGUCAAGUAACAUCAUGCGCUUCGUCAUCCGAAUCCCCCUGAUGUCUUCACUGGCUAUCCUGGGAUUGGUGGGAAAUGUGUUAUCCUUUGUCGUGCUGGGAAAGGAGAUGCGGGCAACAUCGACAUCCUUCAUCCUACGAUCUCUGGCCGUCGUUGACAACACAAUCUUGAUGACAUACGCCCUCUAUUUCUCUUUCCCGACGGUUUACACAGUCACUGGUCAAAUGGUGGAUUAUUUCGAAUUUCAUCAAUAUUUUAAUCGCUACCUGUGGGGAAUCUUGUGGUUCUGUAAGACCAUGGGGAUCUACCUUGUUGUAUUUGUGACAACUGAGCGUUUCAUUGCCGUCCGUCUGCCGCUGAAAGCCAAGAUACUCUGCACCGUCAGAAACGCCCGGAUCUCCGUCGCGUGUCUUUGCGUCUUUUCGUUCGCGUACAACCUCCCGAAAAUUUUUCUCAUGGAUGUUGGCUACGCGUACGAUCCGUGUUCACCGGGUCAACCAAAACCGGUCACUAUAUUAACUCCCCUUAAUUUCAACCCAUAUUUCGAAUCGAUCUAUACCUAUGGGUUAUGGUAUCUUUUGAUUGUUUUCGUUCCGUGGGGAAUGAUUAUCGUCAUGAAUAGCGUCAUGUUAUGGUGUUUGCGGCGGUCGGCCCAAGGGAACCUUGGGAGUGACCAGGGCAAGCGAGCCAGGGAGACGAAGGCUAUCACAGUGCGGGUCAUGGCAGUCUCGGUGGUGUUUUUACUACUGGAGAUGCCCCAGGUCAUCGCUAAUAUCAUCUGGGCUUUAGCAAUCGUCACUGGUUUAGCUCAGUCACAAGAGCAAAACGUAUUGGACAUAAGACUCCUUCAUAACGUGUUAGGAAACACAUAUUUUCUCUCCACAGUCAAUUCCUUUAUUAAUUUCUAUGUUUAUUGCGUCACCGGAAAGAAUUUUAGGUAUACUCUAAAGAAAAUGUUUAAGUGCUGUAAACGGCUGUCGUGACGCCAUGCAGCUUAAAGUCGUCGGAUUCAAUCACAAGUUGCAUUCAUCGAGAGAUGAACACGGCCGACACAUUGCUUUAAGCGUUUAAACUACUGUAAUUUGCAAGGUAUUCAACAUGAGCCCACCAUUCAGGCCUUUGGGCUAAAUCCAAAAAUCUAUCGUUUAUAUCAAGUAUGAAUUAGAUAUGAUCCAUACUUGUUUUUAUUAAUUGUCUCUCAACCACAACAAAACCGCCAGUGAAAAGAAUUUAACGGGAUCUAGAAAAACAGAAUACGCCUAUUGUUCUGAAUUGAGACGUAUAUGGAUGCUCAUUGGUAGUGGAAACUGGAUUUUACAGAAGGCUUUCGAUGACAAGGAAAGAGAAGGCGGGAACAGCGUAACAAUUUGUCCAGCGAGGCUAACGAAAUGCGCUCACGAUGGUUCUGUCGAUCAACUUAAACUGAAUAAAAGGGCACUGAAUAAGUAGUGAAUUGCGAUUGAGGCUAAAACCCGUGGUCUCUUGUAGUUGAAUGCCCCCAUACCCAGGGGGAAGCAGUAUGCGGCAGAUCCCACACAGGGGUAACCUGUCACGUCGCCAAAUGACCGUUAGCUUCCUAUUCUCAUGUUCUUGGCGGCAACUGCCAGGAGUCUGUCAUGUGGUCCGAUGUGCCAAUCAGCAAAGUCUCUGACUUCGACGUUGAUGUUGUGUGACGUGAAGUAGGUGUCGAGUAGUUUUCUGUAACACAUGCGCUCGAACACUUUCUCGAUUGACCAACACCUUAUCGGAAGUCAGAAAUUUCCAUGCCGACUUAUCGACGGUGAAUAUCAGUCCUAAAAUCUCAUCCUUUGAAGAAUGGAUAUACGCACAACGACGGUGGAUUGGCAUGCAAAUAUCGUUUGAGAAAAGUGGUGUCAAAAAAGUAGUCAAAUUUAUAGUUCUAUGCUCGACAACGUAUGAAAUGUAUAAAAAUGUCGGUCGAUUGUGUCGGGCUAAAUAUUCAUCGCGACUCCUUACUUGGUUCUUUUUUGUACUUGUAUUAAUGGCGUAUAUGGCGACAUAACCAUGGUAACCACUUCGGAUUGGAAGGAUAUGUAACUCUUCUUUUGCCACGUGGUCAAUCAUUGUGUGGUUUGUUCAGGGACGGAUAAGAAUUUAUAAUGAAAUCAAUGUGGACUAUAUAGCAUUGGGACGUUGUUUGUUCCGACUGAGCAGAUAGCGAUUUGUACUCUGUGUUUGGAGGAAGCAUGAUAAACACGCUAAAAAGUUUUUCUCCGUAGAAAGUUCACCUGAUUUUGUAAUUCUCUGAAGUACCCAAUCCACCGAUUUAACCCUCCCGGCUCGGCGGUGCUUAACCUGGGUGGAUGGGACCGAGUGCGUAGAUCAUAACUUCAUAAUUGAACGAGAGUGAUUUGUCGGACAUCUCUUUAGGGCGUAUGAUACACGGCUGCUAGAAAUAUUUUUUUCUACAAAGUGGAUUUGAAUAACCUAUUUGUCGAUUUGCUAUUAAUCUGUUCGAGCCGCAAUCAAGAGGAAUAUAAUUUGACAUUGACACCUGGCCUAUCGGGCGGGGCUGUCUCUUCCUGAGUCGGGAUGACAACCAAUCUGUCCCGUUUCAAACUUACUUUUGCGUCAAAGUUGCCUUUUCUAUUCGUGGUCGCGCCAGGACUUUACGCAUCAUCAAAGUGCAUCUCGCAGACGUUACAAGGAAUAGAACCAAAACAGCAAAGUGAAGCGUGGGGCACCGACGGUUUCCUCAACAUAUUCAUGGCGAAAUCGUACACGUUUCAGGAAGGAUACCUUAUCGGGUGGCAAAUGUACAACCGAAUUGACAGCGACAGUUAUUUU
Lineus longissimus is the source of this 4308-nucleotide messenger RNA. RefSeq names its product FMRFamide receptor-like. Gene Ontology annotation, biological process: G protein-coupled receptor signaling pathway. The transcript has a single exon. The record is from RefSeq and is a predicted model, not a curated record. Gene Ontology annotation, molecular function: G protein-coupled receptor activity. Bases 1407 to 2483 code for a protein of 358 amino acids. Gene Ontology annotation, cellular component: membrane. Lineage: Eukaryota; Metazoa; Nemertea; Pilidiophora; Heteronemertea; Lineidae.